UCUCUAAUGAAUAGAAGCAGUACCACAGCAGUGGCCGGUUUUAGAAGCAAUGCUCCUCCCUCUGUGUCUAAAGCCUGCAAAGGGUGGAUCCUCUUUCACUCAACACGACUUUAAAAAAAACCCGCUUCUCCGGAAGUAAAGCUUUCUUCAGAACUUCCCAAAACCGUUGAAACCCCUUCAGCUGUCAGAGAUGCUUCAAAGCAGAGUGGGUUGUGAGAGAAAGAGAGACAAAGUUUGGAACUAAACUGUGUUUUUAAUCACCAAUGCCUGAAGUGAAGCUGUAGGAUAAUGAGAUCUGUCUGCCAGAUAAGACUGCAUAUCUUGUAAUGUGUAGCCUGGGUCCACUAUGAUUCUUCCUCAUUCCCUGCUCCUUUUAGUCUGCCUCUCUGGACCACUGGCCUGCCAUGCAUUCAAGAUUUGUGCCUUCAAUGUUCAGAGUUUUGGAGACUCAAAAGCAACAGACAGCACAGUUUUGCACAUCUUAACACAGAUUGUGUCACGCUGUGAUGUGUGUUUGCUUCAAGAAGUCAGAGAUCAGAAGAAAACAGCCGUUCCACGUCUGCUUAAUAGACUCAAUGACUAUGAAAGGGGUCACCAGUAUGACUAUGUGUCCAGUGAACGUCUUGGCAGGACACAAACAUAUCAAGAGCAAUAUGUUUUUGUGUUCAGGACUGACUCAGUCAGGUUAAUAAACCAGUAUCAGUACCCAGACACACAGAAAGGAGAUGAGGAUGCUUUUGCCAGGGAGCCUUUUGUAGUGCACUUCCGAGCACCUAAAACAGUGAUUGGCGAGUUCGUUCUGAUCCCAAUGCACACCUCACCUAGUAACGCCACCAAAGAGAUCGAUAAACUCUAUGAUGUCUUUGAGGAUGUUAGACAUUUGUGGACCACAGAGGACAUAAUGUUCCUUGGUGACUUCAAUGCUGCUUGUGGAUACGUGGCCAAGAAAAACAGGAAGAACAUAAGACUCUACUCCAAUGCUUUCAGCUGGCUGAUAGAUGACAAACAGGACACUACAGUAAGAGGAACCACUGACUGUGCAUAUGACAGGAUAGUCGUUCACGGAGAUUCCUUCCUCAGAGCUAUAGUGCCAUUCUCAGCACAACCAUUUAAUUUUGCCACCGCAUACCGGAUCACGGAGGAAGAGGCUUUACGUGUGAGUGACCACUAUCCUGUAGAGGUGGCCCUGAAGAUCAAGUCAGGAAGUGAGCAGAGAAGCAUAAUCUUGUUCCAAAUAACUCUUGGCCUUCCCAUGCUACUCCAACUGAAAUGACACCAUUUUGAAAGUGGACACUUUUUUAAGUCAGCAAGUUUGAGAGAAGCUAACUAUGCAUGAUGAAUAUCAUCUAAGCCAAAGCUGCACAAGAACGUACUGGAUUUCUUGUCAAUAACGUGAUACAAAUUUUCAUGCCCUUUAAAUCAAGGAGAUUGUACGUAGUAACCGAGUUUAUCAAAGACUCAAAAACACACCACUUUAUUUAGCCAAAGUUUUUAAUUUUAUGCUGGAAUAUCAUAGGACACACAGUCUUACUUCUUUUUGGUUAAAAGUAUAUUUAAGAUAACUGGCUGCUAAUGGAUCAGCUGUUUUGCCACUUUACUGGGGUUUUUGGGAUUUAGGUUUGUAAAUGGCACAAGCAAAGCUACCUGGACAAAAUAAAAUUUGCUGAUUCCUUCAACAGCAAUAUCCAACUUUACAGUGUCAGUAGGUUGCACAACUGGAAGACUAACCCUUUUGUCAGAUUCAGAGGACACCUUUUAUUGUUCAUGUCAAGGCAAAACAAAAUGCUUACAUAUUGCAUUAAGUCAAAUCUGUGCAGGAUUAUAUAUAUAAUUUUUUGUUGUUGCUGUUAUUGAGGUGAGGGAAAGCAUAGCCAAGUCUUAGGAAAUAAAUAUGAUAUUUUGUUCAUCUCAGGGGAACAAUUCAUCCAGCAUUCAUUGGGGACUACCCUGGUGUUCAGUCAUGCAGAUUUGGCCCCUAAAGUUGUCACCCUGGAACAUGAAGCAUCAGUGACAUGCUCACUGCUUGCCAAGUACCAAUAGCAAUCCAGUUGAAUGCAAAGUUUGUCCAGGUACUCAGCUACUGACAUUGUACGAUAAUUCACUACUAUUGGUGGAUGCAGAUAUUUUGUCGAAGGACCUUAAACACUGUCUACCUUUAAUGCAUCUGUAUUCUGCUUAAAAUAAGCUUUAUUUCUCUCUCCAGUUUGUGCACUGACCUAGAAAAACAAAAAGAUGAUUUUUGAAUUUCCCCUACAAGGGGUCAAUAAAGGUACAUCUAUUAUUGUU
Molecule: messenger RNA, 2286 nt
Organism: Ictalurus punctatus (channel catfish)
Lineage: Eukaryota; Metazoa; Chordata; Actinopteri; Siluriformes; Ictaluridae
Gene: dnase1l1
Product: deoxyribonuclease I-like 1
Exons: 10
Coding region: 347-1273 (308 amino acids)
Biological process (GO): DNA catabolic process
Cellular component (GO): nucleus
Molecular function (GO): DNA nuclease activity
Source: RefSeq, a predicted model, not a curated record